Molecule: messenger RNA, 687 nt
Organism: Ailuropoda melanoleuca (giant panda)
Lineage: Eukaryota; Metazoa; Chordata; Mammalia; Carnivora; Ursidae
Product: guanylyl cyclase-activating protein 1
Exons: 3
Biological process (GO): visual perception; positive regulation of guanylate cyclase activity
Cellular component (GO): photoreceptor inner segment; cone photoreceptor outer segment
Molecular function (GO): calcium sensitive guanylate cyclase activator activity; calcium ion binding
Source: RefSeq, a predicted model, not a curated record
CUGGAAGGGCUCAAGUGGGAGAGUCACAUGGGAGCAGCCAGUGACCGCUGGCACCAAAAUGCCAGUGGAGAGAGAGCACCACCGUUCACACCCCGGGUGGUCAGGGGGCGGGGGUUGGUUCACCAGAGCUGCUGGCAGCCUCUGGGGCAGGCCGGGUGGGCUGCCUGGAGGCAAGGACAGAAGCGGUGGGACCACGCAGGAAGAGUGUGGGGCGCGGCCUCUCCUGGGGCCUCUCUGGUGCUCGGGCUCAAGGCAGCCGCGCCUCUCGCCCAGGACGGCUACAUCGACUUCAUGGAGUACGUGGCCGCGCUCAGCCUGGUCCUCAAGGGGAAGGUGGAACAGAAGCUGCGCUGGUACUUCAAGCUCUACGACGUCGAUGGCAACGGCUGCAUUGACCGCGACGAGCUGCUCACCAUCAUUCGGGCCAUCCGAGCCAUUAACCCCUGCAGCGACUCGACCAUGACCGCCGAGGAGUUCACCAACACAGUGUUCUCCAAGAUUGAUGUCAAUGGGGAUGGGGAGCUGUCCCUGGAGGAGUUCAUCGAGGGCGUCCAGAAGGACCAGAUGCUCCUGGACACGCUGACACGGAGCCUGGACCUCACCCGCAUCGUGCGCAGGCUCCAGAACGGCGAGCAGGAGGAGGGCGGGGAGGGGGCCAGCGGCGGGGAGACUGAGGCAGCCGGCUGA